AUGUCUAUCGCACAAUUUGAAGAUCUACCGGAUGAAAUUCUGCUCGAAAUAUGUAUUUAUUUAACCACGGUUGAUAUUAUCAAUGCAUUCGGUCGAUCAAAUUCUCGUUUAGAACGGACAAUCACUCAAUUUCGACAUGAUAUUAACCUUCAACAAUUAACACUGAAACAGUUCCAACACUUCUGCUAUCACGUAAUACCUUCUUAUGCUGAUUGUAUUGUUAAACUAACUAUUAAUACCUGGUAUGCACCAGGUGAAAUCGCGCUUUUCAAUCGAUUCAUCGCUCCGUACAAAUCUCUUCAUGAAUUUUUACCUUCAUUGAAACAAAUAUGGUUAAUUAAUUUCAGUAAUAAAGAUAUCGAUAUUAUACCGAAAAUUCUUUCUAUCGAAAAAGUAUUAAUUGAUUCUGAUGCUCAGGUGUCGUUAUUACAUUCGACGAAAGUUCUACUCGAUCGGUAUUUGUUUUGUACACGAAAUUCUAUCAAAGAAUUGCGACUGUACGAUUCCGAAGAAGGAUUUCGAUUACAACACGAUCUUCCUGUCAUGACAUGUUUAUAUUUACAAAAAUUAAUCAUCAGUGUCGCAACAUCGGAUGAUUUAAUAUUAAUAUUUCGUCGUGCACCUAAUCUAAUUAAACUCCACGUGGAAAUUAGUCUGUUUUCUACUGAUUUACCAAAACAGUAUGCAACAACUGACAUUAUGCCCAGACAUAUCAAAGAUUUCCAUCUAUGGGUAAAAGACAAACGUUUGUUGAUCUUUGAAGAUCUUUACAAUAUCCUCACUAAUAUUCCAACAAUCGAAUGUCUUUCACUGGAGAUCGAAACCGAUGAUAUUCAGUACAGUCAAGGUCAUCGAUGGAGAGAACUAUUCUCUUAUUUGCCAAGACUUGCACGAUUAGAUAUGGGAUUGAAAAUCUGGAUUGGAUUUAAUAAAGUACCAAUUGAUGUAACACCGUAUCUGCAAACGUUCUCAGAGAAUGGUUUAGAUAUUUGUGCAUAUGCUGAUACACGAGUGCUUUAUAUCGAUGCAAUUCCUUAUGAAUUUGAUAGUGCAACAGGUGUGAUGACCUCGCCUUCUGCAAGUCGUGCUAAAGCGACGAAUAUGAGUCUAUUUCAGAAACGUGCACGUCGAGUUAAUACAUUAUGUUUUGAUGGUCGCCAUGAAUCGACUUCAGCUAAUGAUUGGUUUCAGGUUAUCCAUCGAUUUCCUACCAUUCAAGUGUUAGAUAUCAUUUCAAUAAACGUCACUGAUCAACUGGACAGUAAAUUUCUUGAAAAUACUCGACAUUUGAGAUUGCCAAAUUUAACUAUUUUGCGUUAUAUUCGUUCGACCAAAUGUCAAGUUAAUAUUCCAUUCUUCAUGUAUCUUGCUAAUAAUGAGGUGCUAGCACCACGGUUAUGUUCAUUGACAAUGAUGUACGGCGAUUUUGUUUAUGUUUGCAAGCGUUUACCGAUUGACUUUCAAUUUACGCGAUUUCACGAACUGCGGUUGUAUGGCAAUGGUGCAGAUGGAUGUAUUUGUUUGAAAGAUAUUCAACUGAUAUUAAAGAUCUUUCCGAAUUUGAAACAUUUUUGGAUACAUGUACAAUCAAGUAGAACAAUCAAUAAAAAUAUUCAAUUCAUAAUCCAAGAAAUCUUAAGUUCAUUAACAAAUUUAAUUAGUUUGCGACUUUCGUGUAAGAAACAUUCAUUACGAUUUCCAGUUCUACCUGAUGAUGAUCACACAUGGAUUCAACAUGCGUGUAGAUUAAGUCAAUCGAAACACGUUCAUUGUACUAUUGACAAAAAAGAAAUAUCUGUAUGGAAAUAG
Messenger RNA from Adineta ricciae, 1809 nucleotides. NCBI's taxonomy places the organism in Eukaryota, Metazoa, Rotifera, Eurotatoria, Adinetida, Adinetidae. The record is from the annotation of a GenBank genome assembly.